AUGUCUUGGGACUUGUUAAAGCGGUUCCUCGAGAGCGACGUCUUCAACCAAGACCCCUUUCUCUCCGUCUCCUAUCUCUCCAAGCUGCGCCAGUUCCCCUACGAGGACAUCGAGUUCUUCCUCCCCCAGCUAUGCCACCUUGUCAUCAGCAUCGACAAUGAGUCCAUGGCCCUGGAGGAGUUCCUCCUCGAUCUGUGCGAGGAGUCGGUCACAGCAGCCUUGUUGCAUAUUGUCUUUGGCGUCUCCGACAGCGCAAGGAACGAGAAAAUCACGGAAAACCCACUGCCGGUGACCGUCCUAGGGAGUUUCGUUCUCGCCAGUAUCGCCGCCCCGUUUCUCCCUCACUGGGCUGGCCCAUUGGCCGUCGCGCAAGCCAGAAAGCCUCGCCCGCAAGUCAUCGAACAUGUGUCCGACGCUACUCCCCUUAACGCCGCCCCACCGGCUCGCGCGCAUACCAUCACUGCUGGUACAACAAAAUCGAGACGGGCAAAGGAGGCCCGCCUCACGAGCUCAUCAGACAACCAGCUCCAGACCAACAGCCCGGUGGCGCAUCGCCCCAAGCCGAAGAUCAGGGAACCUCAGCCCGACUCCCGGCCGACAUCUUCAGGGUCUUCCAUCAGAACGCCGAUCGAGUCUAAGCGACCUGCUCCGUUCGAUUCCAACCUCCUCGAGGCACGCCUUAGUUCAUCUUCGUUGCCUCUACCAACGUCAGAUGCGAAGCCCCCAGGUCUUGUUCACAGGCCGACCACUCCGGCCGCGGGGCUGCGGCCAACAGCUGGGGUGAACAGGAGGCACUCCCACCAUGUCAAGACGCUGCUGAACCAAGCGGACAUGAGCCGCACACAAAAGAUGCGACUACUAAAACAGAACUAUUUCCAUUGCCAGACGGCAUUCCUGACUGCGUUGGAGGAUAUCUCGAAUCGACUAGUAAUAGUACCCAAGGCCGCACGCCUGAGUGCUCUACGCGCCGAGCUGGCUCUGAUCGCACAAGAGCUCCCAGCCGAGGUCGAUAUCCCAGUCAUCUGCCCUCCUACCCUGGUCAACGGCUCACCUUCGCAAAGCCGACACCACAGGAUAGUCCGCCUCAACCCAGCCGAGGCCACGGUCCUAAACAGCGCCGAGAAAGUGCCUUUCCUGCUUAUGGUUGAGAUUCUAAGGGAAGAUCUCACCUUUGAUCCGGAUUCGCAAGACAACCAGAGACUUCUUACACAACUUUUGGCUGAACAAGGACAACGGAGGCGCAUAUUUGACCUUUCCGAGUCUUCUAGGAUACCAGCCGCCCCUCGGACUCAAGAGCCGGUGAUUGACAGUGUCUUUGAGCCUUCGUCGGGAGAUCUUGGGCACUCGCCACUAAUGAAACCGUUCGACGACGAGCCCUUUGCGAUACAACAUAACCCCAUUCCUGGCGGUCUCCGCCAUGCUAACACUACCGGAACCAGUUCGACACAGUUCGUUGACCUGACGUCAACGCCUCGCAGUUCUGGCACUUCGGGAUCCUCUACCCCACCUUUUAGGAGGAUGACACUCCAAAGUCCGCGCAGCAACUCAGCCGACCAACCUGACUUUUCUGCGCUUGCCAUUCAUAUGCGAACAGCCUCGCAAAUGCUGGCGCAGUUGGAUGCGACAAGUGGAAAGCGACCGCGUCACGAGGUGGCCGCCAUCAGGGCGAAGAUUAUCGCCAGCAUGCAAAGUCUAGAGGAGGAAAGCUUCGAAGUCCACGAUAGCCAAGGGCCGACUUUCGAGAUGAUUAUGGCCAAGGCCAGUGCAGAAAACGUCAUCAACGGGAAUGCCGCUACCGACGAAGAAAUCGAGACUCCCCUAGAAAAGGUCGAGUCUAAUGUGAACCCCAACGCCGGUCUCGCAAGGAUGGAGAACGAUAUCAAGACGGGCGGUCUCCAGCGCAAGGGCGAUCGCGACGAUCCCAGCGCUGCUGUCUUCGGAGAAGCCUGGGAGAUGAAGAAGGAGCGUAUUCGCAAGUCCUCUCCUUAUGGGUGGAUGAAGAACUGGGAUCUCGUCAGCGUCAUCGUAAAAACAGGUGCGGAUCUCCGCCAGGAGGCAUUCGCCUGUCAGCUGAUCCGCGUGUGCCACAUGAUUUGGGUGGAGCACAAGGUGCCCGUCUGGGUGAAGCUCAUGCGCAUUCUCGUCACGGGCGAGUCGUGCGGUCUAAUUGAGACCAUCGCCAACGGCGUGUCUCUGCACUCAAUCAAGCGCAGCUUGACGUUGGCCACGGUCGAGUCCGGUCAGAACCCUAGGAGGAGGAUCGCGACGCUCAAGGACCAUUUCGUCAAGGCGUUCGGCCUGCCCGAGAGCCAGGCGUACAGGUCGGCUGUGGACGCGUUCAAGCGGUCGCUAGCUGCGUAUAGCAUCAUCUCGUAUGUGCUGCAGCUGAAGGAUAGGCACAACGGCAAUGUGCUUAUUGAUAAUGAGGGACACAUCAUCCAUAUCGACUUUGGCUUCAUGCUGUCGAACUCGCCUGGCUCGGUCGGGUUCGAGGCGGCGCCGUUCAAGUUUACGUAUGAGUAUCUGGAUGUGCUGGGUGGUGUGGACUCGCAGGAUUUUGCGGAUUUUAAGCAGCUCUGCAAACAGGCUUUCCAGGCCCUCCGUCGCUCAGCAGACAACAUCAUCGACCUGGUCGCCAUGAUGGGCCGAGAAUCCAAGAUGCCCUGCUUCGGCGCGGGUAUCUCGCAGGUGACGACCUCGCUCCGGGCAAGGUUCCAGCUGCAGCUGAGCAAGGACGAGGCGGAACAGUUUGUGGAGACGGAUCUGAUUGCUAAGUCGUUGGGAAGUUAUUAUACGCGACUGUAA
Sordaria macrospora k-hell is the source of this 2805-nucleotide messenger RNA. Lineage: Eukaryota; Fungi; Ascomycota; Sordariomycetes; Sordariales; Sordariaceae. The record is from RefSeq and is a predicted model, not a curated record.